Messenger RNA from Triticum dicoccoides, 1287 nucleotides. Its product is annotated as probable ribose-5-phosphate isomerase 4, chloroplastic. Bases 96 to 1007 code for a protein of 303 amino acids. The record is from RefSeq and is a predicted model, not a curated record. Gene Ontology annotation, molecular function: ribose-5-phosphate isomerase activity. NCBI's taxonomy places the organism in Eukaryota, Viridiplantae, Streptophyta, Magnoliopsida, Poales, Poaceae. The transcript is spliced from 9 exons. Gene Ontology annotation, biological process: pentose-phosphate shunt, non-oxidative branch.
CCCAAACUGUGUGGCCGGUCUCGAAACCGCUACGCUACACCGGCAAAGCUGACUCUCCAGCAGGGAGGCAGACACCGUGUACGCCGCUCGUCUCCAUGGAGGCAGUCGCCAGAGCAAGCAUCGCGGCAAGCUCGCACGCGCGGGUUCCCCUGUGCCGGCGCCCGCGGCCGCACCGCGCCGCGCGGUGUCUCGGGGGACGACGUUCGGUGGCCUGCGCGGCCGCCGCCGACGCCGAUGUCGUCCGCCUCUUCGAUGCCGCCAAGCUCACGGUGGACGAGUUUGUGAAGAGCGGCAUGGUGGUCGGGCUCGGCUCCGGCGCCGCGUCGGGGCUCGCUGUCCAGUACCUCGGCACGCGCCUCCGGCGAGGCUCGCUGACCGGCAUUGUCGGCAUACCCUCGUCUGUGAUCUGUGCAAGUGAGGCGGAGAAAGCAGGGAUAAAGGUCGGCAGCCACGAGGAAGGCGCCCAAAGGGCACACUCGCUGCUAUCAUCGGGCGCGGGAAAACUGAAAGCGGGCAGCCUUCUUUCAUACAAGAGAAGUUAUAUGGUUAUCUCAUCUUCCUAUACGCAACUCUUGAUUGGUCUGGAUCCCCAGGGUAUUGUUGAAUCGGCUGACAAGGUUGCUUUUAUCAUUGACAACGACAAAUAUGUGAAUGGCAUCGAGGGAUCCAUUCCAGUUUUGGUCAAAAGUGGAAACUGGAUCGACACCGCUGAAGAGAUUGAUGAUUUGUUCCUAGGCGAUGCAGAGGUUUGGAGGAGGCCAUCAAUUGGAACUGCCGGUCCAUCAGGAGGCGACUUCCCACUGGUAACCAAAGAGGGCCAUCACAUACUUGAUGUUAUCUUCACAACCCCAAUCCAGGAUCUUGGAAAGGUAGCAGAAGGCUUGGAGAAAAUCGUUGGCGUUGUGGACCAUGGGAUAAUUUGCAACACUACGCCGUAUGCCGUAAUUGCGUCGAAAGGGGAAGUUCAGGUCUUGGAUCGGAAGUCAUCGGUGAUACCAAACACAUAAAUCUACAAUUGAGUUGCAGAGCAACCGUUUCGACCGGAGAAUCUUUUGCGAGUUGGCUGGAGAAAAAAAAUGCAAUGAGUCAAAUCGUGCGAUAGCUAUUUUUUGUGCCGUCCGACGUCGCUGUCGGUAAAAUUCUGUGUGGCAUGUCCAAGGUUUUCCCCUAGGGAUGUAUGAAUAUGAUCUCCAGAUGUGUGCAGCUACUGACUCUGCUAGCACUCUGAAGAAUCUGAAUCACAUGUUUAUAUAAGUUGGCCAUGUGAUGGCAUCUUUUCCAGCUGAA